GUUUGAAAUGUGUGUGUUGUUGUAGAUGUGGGAGGAUCUAAUUAGGAAGGCGAAAGAUGGAGGCCUUGAUGUUAUCGACACUUAUGUGUUCUGGAAUGUUCAUGAACCAUCUCCUGGCAAUUACAAUUUUCAAGGGAGGUACGAUCUGGUACGGUUCAUUAAGACAGUGCAAAGGGUUGGGCUCUAUGUCCACCUUCGCAUUGGACCUUAUGUAUGCGCUGAGUGGAACUUUGGAGGGUUUCCUGUUUGGUUGAAGUAUGUUCCUGGCAUCAGCUUCAGAACAGAUAAUGGUCCUUUCAAGGCUGCAAUGCAAAGUUUCACUCAGAAAAUAGUUCAGAUGAUGAAGAACGAAAAGCUAUUUCAGUCUCAGGGUGGUCCAAUCAUUCUUUCUCAGAUUGAGAAUGAGUAUGGACCUGAAAGCAGGGCACUGGGAGGUGCUGGUCAUGCAUACACAAACUGGGCUGCAAAGAUGGCUGUUGGAUUGGGUACUGGUGUCCCCUGGGUAAUGUGCAAGCAAGAUGAUGCCCCAGAUCCAGUGAUAAAUGCAUGCAAUGGUUUUUAUUGUGAUGACUUCUCUCCAAAUAAACCAUACAAACCUAGCCUUUGGACUGAGUCUUGGAGUGGUUGGUUCACAGAAUUUGGUGGUCCAAUUUACCAACGACCAGUUCAGGAUCUAGCAUUUGGGAUUGCCCGUUUCAUACAAAAGGGUGGCUCAUUUUUCAAUUACUACAUGUACCAUGGAGGAACUAAUUUUGGACGAUCAGCUGGAGGGCCAUUCGUUACUACAAGCUAUGACUAUGAUGCUCCAAUUGAUGAAUAUGGUCAGAUAAUUAUGCUUUCAAAACAUGAUAAGAUUCUUUGA
Messenger RNA from Cajanus cajan (pigeon pea), 862 nucleotides. Lineage: Eukaryota; Viridiplantae; Streptophyta; Magnoliopsida; Fabales; Fabaceae. The record is from RefSeq and is a predicted model, not a curated record.